CGCCGUAUCUUGUCACGCGCGCGCACACACUCGCAUCGUGGACUGCCUGCCAUCGAUCGCCGCCCGGCGAGGUAGGAGCAUCAUGGCGACGGAGGCGGCGCCGGAGUGGCUGGACAAGGGCGACAACGCGUGGCAGCUGGCGGCGGCGGCGCUGGUGGGGCUGCAGAGCGUGCCGGGCCUGGUCAUCCUCUACGGCAGCAUCGUCAAGAAGAAGUGGGCCGUCAACUCCGCCCUCAUGGCGCUCUACGCCUUCGCCGCCACCAUGGUCUGCUGGUGCCUCUGGGGCUUCCGCAUGUCCUUCGGCGACCGCCUCCUCCCCUUCGUCGGCCGCCCCGACUUCGCCGGCCUCGACGCCGCAGGCUUCCUCUCCCGCCAGGGCUUCGCCGGCGCCUACCCGGCCGCCACGCUCCUCUUCUUCCAGUUCGUCUUCGCCGCCAUCACGCUCAUCCUCGUCGCCGGCUCGCUCCUGGGCCGCAUGGACUUCCGGGCAUGGAUGAUCUUCGUGCCCCUCUGGCUCACCUUCUCCUACACCGUCGGCGCCUUCAGCGUGUGGAGCCCCAACGGGUUCCUCUUCAAGGCCGGCGUCAUGGACUUCGCCGGCGGCUACGUCAUCCACCUCUCCUCCGGCAUCGCCGGCUUCACCGCCGCCUUCUGGGUCGGCCCGAGGACGGCCAAGGACAGGGAGACGUUUCCGCCCAACAACAUCAUCCUCACGCUCGCCGGCGCGGGGCUGCUGUGGAUGGGGUGGACGGGGUUCAACGGCGGCGCGCCGUACGCCGCCAACAUCGACGCGUCCGUCGCCGUCGUCAACACACACCUCUGCACGGCCACGAGCCUCCUGGUGUGGCUCAUCCUCGACUGCUUCGUCUUCGGCCGCCCCUCGGCCUUCGGCGCCGUCCAGGGCAUGAUCACCGGCCUCGUCUGCAUCACCCCGGCCGCCGGGCUGGUGCAGGGCUGGGCGGCGAUGCUGAUGGGGCUCGUCUCCGGGAGCGUGCCGUGGUUCACCAUGAUGGUGCUGCACAAGCGGUGCCGGCUCCUGAGGCACGUGGACGACACGCUCGCCAUCCUCCACACGCACGGCGUGGCCGGCAGCCUCGGCGGCCUCAUGACGGGCCUCCUGGCGGAGCCGCGGCUAUGCCGGCUCUUCUUCGGCGACGACCCGCGGUACGUGGGAUUCGUGUACGCGGUCAGGGGUGGGCGCGUCUCCGCGGGGUUUCGGCAGAUGGGCGUGCAGCUGGCCGGGAUCGCGUUCAUCGUGGCCCUAAACGUCGUCGUCACGAGCAUCAUUUGCCUGCUCGUCAGGGUGGCCGUGCCGCUCCGGCUCAGCGAGGAGCAGCUGGCGGCCGGCGACGACGCCAUACACGGGGAGGACGCGUACGCGGUGUGGGGCGAGGGCGAGACGUACGAGCAGUCCGUGCAUGGGAGCCGGCGAUACCAAAUGACGGCCAAUCCUAUGUCGUCCAAGGUUGAUGAGAUCAUCUGAGCAGUCCUAUGCAUUUGUAAGAUCGAUACUAGUGCAUUGUGGAGUAUGUUUAACGGAUUUGCUGUUUAGGGGUACUCCUAGAUCCUAGUCUACCACGAACGAAUGUCCAAGGAAAUAUUAGGAACGGCCACCUAUACGGUCAAACCCACAACACUGUAGUUUUCGAUCGUUGAAGCAGCCCGAAGGGGCUGAACCCUAGGAUCAACAUAUAGCUAGCGAUCCUAGCUUAUCUCCACACUUAAUUGCAUAUAAGUAUCACAUUUGUGCCUAGGAUAACGAAUUGGUAAGAAAUAUAAGGUGUUUAGAUCACUACUUUAGAAGGGGUAUCAAUUUUCUUUACGGAGGGAGGGAGUACUAGUUUUCGUUUUUUGUUUGUUUGCAGAUUAGUAUCGAAUUUGGGGCAGACCGCAACAAAUCACAUUGAUUAGCGUUUGAACAAGUUUUGACAAUCUAUACCUAAGAUGCAAUCUUAAUCAACAAUGCAUUAUCCGGCUUACUUUCAUAUCGGUACUGAUCCGGAUUGGUACUGAUCCGGAUUGUGGAUGAAUAUCUCAA
This is a messenger RNA of Triticum aestivum (bread wheat), 2038 nucleotides long. Its product is annotated as ammonium transporter 2 member 5-like. Gene Ontology annotation, cellular component: plasma membrane. The record is from RefSeq and is a predicted model, not a curated record. Gene Ontology annotation, biological process: ammonium transmembrane transport. Lineage: Eukaryota; Viridiplantae; Streptophyta; Magnoliopsida; Poales; Poaceae. Bases 83 to 1483 code for a protein of 466 amino acids. Gene Ontology annotation, molecular function: ammonium channel activity. The transcript has a single exon.